AUGGGUAACCAAAUGAGUGUUCCCCAAAGAGUCGAGGACCAAGAGAAUGAUUCGGAAGCAGACACUCACAAGGUGGCAUCUGGUGACAAGUGUGGUCAGAAUGGGACGCCGGUGAUGGUAUCCACCCACUCCGUUCAGCUCGACCAUGAAGAUUCAGUGGAGGAAGCCACUGCAGGUGCAGUGGACGUAGCAAGAGAACUAGAAUUCGAAGUGGAGCUUGAGGAUGUGACUGAAUUGCUGCAAUCUCAUGAUAAAACCUUCAUGAAUGAGGAGUUGGAAUCUACUCCUGGUGAUGAACCUCUGAAGAUUGUUGAAAUGACAACAUCAACAUUGACAGGAGUUUGGAAGAAGUUGAUUCCAACCCUCGUGGAUGACCUUGUGGGGUUGAAGAUUCAGUGGAGGAAGCCACUGCAGCUUGAUGUCAGCUCCGAUAAAGCUCUAGGGAACAAAGACCCGAGUGAGCCCAUGGCACUUCCGGUAGCAGCUGCACUGGGGUGCGACCCGGAUAAAACCCCCGUGCAGACCCCGGCCCAAGCCGAGGGCCUCUCUGCCACUUGGGGACCAGAGUCUCAUCUUUCUGAGUCUGGGGGGGCAGCCGCCUCCAAGCCCAAGGACUCCAGCUUCUUUGACAGACUCUUCAAACUGGACAAGGGACGGAACAAGGCCCUCGUGGACCACCAACAGGAAGCCAAGCGUGCAGAGCAUCGCGACCCCACCGCCGAAACUCCUGGAUUCUCCACGCAGUCGGACGAUGUCCCUGCAGAGAGGGAGGCAUCUGAACCGGUUGCUUUCUUUCCUGCGCAAAAUAAGGACAUAGCUGACGGCACAGGAAAAGAAGGACAGGAAAUCCCAGCUGUGAGUUGCUCUGUCCCCGGGGUCCCUGAAGAAGUGGAGAUUGCAAAGGAGGACCCCCAGACAGAGAAUAAUAAUUCCAUCAUGAGCUUCUUUAAAACUCUGGUUUCGCCUAACAAAGCUGAAACAAAAAAAGAUCUGGAAGACACGGCAUCUAAAGCAGAAAGUGUCUGUGAUGGACAAGCUGAGCAGAAGACAUCCGAGACCCAGGCUAAAGGCACCAAGAAAAAGCAUCUGCAUAGCCCCAGGCUAGGACUCGCCUUUAGAAAAUUCUUUAGGCAUAAGGGUGCCGAAAAGUCACCCGCCACUUCAGCCGACCUCAAGUCAGACAAAGGCAAUGUUACGCCCCAGGAGUCCCAAGGGGCUGCCAAGAAUUCUACAUCCACUGAAAUAGCAAAGGAAGGUGCCAAGGAAAAGGGGGGCCCCACCUCUCUGCCUCUGGGCAAACUGUUCUGGAAAAAGUCAGUUAAAGAGGAUUCAGUUCCCACAGGUGCAGAGGAGAAUGUGGUGUGUGAAUCACAGGUAGAGGCUGUAAAGUCUGAAGAAGUAGAAUCAGCCUUACAGACAGUGGAUCUCAGCGAAGAAGGAGAUCGCACACCUGAACCCUCAGAAGAAACGCUCAAGAGAACAGAACGCAGAGCGCCAAGACCCUCCCUGCUGGCGCUUCUCAGACAGAUGUCAGUGAAAGGGGAUGGAGGCAUCACCCACUCGGAAGAAAUAAAUGGCAAAGACUCCAGCUACCAAGCCUCAGAGCCCCCUGAGAAGGCAGUGGUGCCGCCGGAGUCAGAGCCGGCAGCCGCUGGCCAGAAGGGCAAAGAGGGCUCCUCCAAGGACAAGAAGGCGUCCGCCGACCCCGAGAAGCAGAAGAGCAGCAAGCAGGAAGCCAAAGAGCCGGCCCCGCGCGCGGAGCCGGCCCUGGCGGAGGUGAACUCGCUGCGGGACGGGGACAAGUCCCAGAAGAGGCUCGAGAAGCGGCGACAGCCCCUCGGAGGCUUCUUCAAGGGCCUGGGACCAAAGCGGAUGUUGGACGCUCAAGUGCAAACAGACCCCGUAUCCAUCGGACCGGUUGGCAAAUCCAAGUAAACAAAUCACCACGGUUCCCACCAAGUUCUGCCACCAAGAGGUCUUCUCCCUACUCCAUCUCCUCCCCCACCCCGCUCCAUGUAUAUAUUUUUUCUUCUGAUGGCCAUCAAAUGAAAUUCUGCCUACAA
Physeter macrocephalus (sperm whale) is the source of this 2063-nucleotide messenger RNA. RefSeq names its product brain enriched myelin associated protein 1 (gene BCAS1). The record is from RefSeq and is a predicted model, not a curated record. The transcript is spliced from 14 exons. Gene Ontology annotation, biological process: myelination. Bases 1 to 1935 code for a protein of 644 amino acids. NCBI's taxonomy places the organism in Eukaryota, Metazoa, Chordata, Mammalia, Artiodactyla, Physeteridae.